Rotaria sp. Silwood2 is the source of this 1290-nucleotide messenger RNA. The record is from the annotation of a GenBank genome assembly. NCBI's taxonomy places the organism in Eukaryota, Metazoa, Rotifera, Eurotatoria, Philodinida, Philodinidae.
AUGCGUCGUCAUACACUAGAACAUGAUAGCAUAGGACAACAGAUCAAAUCGGUAUUUACUUCACCUACACGAAAGUUUCUCAAUUUUAAAAACAAUAGCGACGAUUCUAAUAGUAUUCUUCAUUCCAAUCGACGAACACGACGUGUUAGUGUACCUGAAAAAAAAUAUUCAGAUAAACUGGACAAUAAUGCCGAACUUGAUACUAUUGAUGAAAAUAUCUUAUUUGAUCCGUAUGCUAUUCAACAUUUAGAUACGAUGCGUGUUACUCGAAAUGAAGCUAAUGCUACUGCUGGUAGUUUUGAUCAAACCGAUAUAGAUCGAUCACAAUCGUCGAAUAAAACAAAUACUGAUUCAACAUCAAAACGAACUCGAUUACAAGCUGUAAUUUCUUCACGUAGUAGUGGAAAUGAGAAAAAAACGAAUUUAGUAGUAACUGAUUCUGUUGGAGGAGUAUCUCAUACAACAAAUAGUACUUCCGGUCCUGGUGGUGGUGGUGCUGCUGCUGCUGCUGCUGCUCAUAAUGAAACAAAUGAUGGCUCUAAUCAACGACAUGUUGUUGCUUCUCUUGCUCCAUAUGCAAAUACUGCUGUGCCUACUACUUCAUUAAGAUUUUCAUCUGGAAAAUCUAGUUUAGCCAGUCCUACACCUUCAUCAUCAUCAUCAUCAUCAUCAUCAUCAACGAAGGAACAUUUUAGCCGACGCACUCGAUCUCAUUCGAAAACUGAUACACAAUCAGUAUCUGAUAAAUCACUUUUUUCAAGAAUAUUUUCAAAAAAAUCCAAAAAGCCUUUGGGAACAUUAAUAACUACAACAACAAAAUCAAUUGAUUUAGAUAUAAAUAAAAAACGACAAAAUCUUAUUAAUCAAUCAUCGUUAGCUAAAGAUAAUCCACGAUCAACAAUCGAUGAAGAAGAAGAAUUUGAUGAUGAUGAUCCAAAUAUGUCUGCUGGUUCCUUGUCAGAUACGGAUUAUCUCGAUGAAAAAGAUGAUGUUAUCAAUACUAACCUUAGUUCCAGUACAACUCUAACUGGAAGCAGAAAAAAUAGUAGUUCUGGAAAAAAAUCAACUGCUGCUCCAAAUUCUAUGGCAUUACCUACAUCAGAUUCACAAUAUUAUGCAUCAAUGUCAUCGGCACCGACGGGUUUUUCAAUUUCUUAUCAUAAAUAUUUGACAAAAGGUAAUGAUGAUCUUCGAAGACAAGCAGCACUCGGUCUACUUCAGCAACAAAAUAAAAAAGGAGCUGUUUCUGGAGCAAACAAUUUGAUGGUACGUCAUCUGCUAUAUAUUUAA